Messenger RNA from Pediculus humanus corporis (human body louse), 435 nucleotides. Its product is annotated as Endocuticle structural glycoprotein SgAbd-2, putative. The record is from RefSeq and is a predicted model, not a curated record. NCBI's taxonomy places the organism in Eukaryota, Metazoa, Arthropoda, Insecta, Psocodea, Pediculidae. Gene Ontology annotation, molecular function: structural constituent of chitin-based larval cuticle. The transcript has 4 exons. Gene Ontology annotation, cellular component: chitin-based extracellular matrix. Bases 1 to 435 code for a protein of 144 amino acids.
AUGACUCCGAUCUUAUUAGUCGUUGCUUUCGCUGCUUUGUCAGCUGCUGCUCCACAAUUGCAACCAACUCAACCACCAGUACCUAUCCUCAGAGCCGAAACCAACCACAACUUGGACGGAAGCUACAACUUCCAAUACGAAACUGCCAACCAAAUCUCUGCCAGCGAACAAGGAGCCGUUAAAAACCCAGGCACCGAUGCUGAAUCUCUUGCCGUUCAAGGAACUUUCUCUUACGUAGACCUCGAUGGAAACCAAAUCACCGUCAACUACGUUGCUGACGAAAACGGUUUCCGUGCCGACGGUGCUCAUCUUCCACAAGCUCCACCAAUCCCACCAGAAAUCCAAGAAGCUCUUGCACAAAACGCUGCCGAAGAAGCUCGUCUUACUCCACAAGAACUCGAAGCUCUUAACUCUGGAAGAUACGUAGGAAACUAA